CUCCCCCUGCACCUCUAGCACUCCCCCUGUUCCCCUGCAUCGGCCUGUGCUCACACCUUCCCACCGCUGGGUUCUCCGUCCGCCUUCUCUCCUCCCCCGACCCCCGUCCACCGCUUCACCCCUCCUCUUACAUCUCCUUCUAAGCGCCCGGCGGCGCUGCACAUCUCUCACAUACCCCCAGGCCACCGCAAAUCUUGAUCUCGAACACAUCGCUCACUUCCCGUUAGCGGUCUCGACAUGCGCCUGCGCCUCGCCCUCGCUCGUCUGGCGCUUGUCACCACCCUGGUCGGGCACGCUUUCGCCCAAGACAACGCGGGAGGUAACAACGGCGAUGGUGGAGGCAAUCAGAAUCCCACACCCACUCCUGCUCCCAGUGGGAGCGCAAGUGGGAUCAGCGGUAACAGCAACAACUCUUCCGCACCAGCAUCGGCGGGCAGCAGCAACCGCACGUCGGGCGCCGCAUCGGCCACCUCGCUCGUUGCAGGCCAAGUGAUCGCGACCACCAUCACGAGCCUUAUCCCUGGCCCUAGCGGCACGCAGACCAACGUCUUCACUUUCACAUUUACGGUCGGGCUGAACGGCUCGACCGACGGCCUCAACAACAACGGCACACUAACGAACGGCACAGCAAGCGGCAACGGCACUAUUUCGAACGAAACAAUUCCAUGGAACGAUACACUCUCUUACCUUCCCUUCUCGCCCAAGCUCGAUGCGGCGUACGGCCUCGGGGGUGCCCUCCUCAUCCUCUCUGGCAUCCCCGUGGCGACGCUAGGCGGCAAGAACCGAUGGAGCGCCUUGGCGAUUGUCUCAGGCUACACCGUCGCCUUCUUCUGUCUCGUCAUCAUUCUAUCUUUCGGUGUGACGCCGGCCCUGGAGCCACCCUCUCCCAAUCCUCCGACCGACGCCAUGCGAGGCCUCUACCUCCUUGCGGUAGGCAUCUCGUGCAUCGUCGGCGCGGGACUUGGAAUCUUCUUCUUCACCUUCGCCAAGUAUUGGGUCGGGGCCGCUGGUGGCUUCUGCCUUGGAUGGUUCCUUCUCGCCCUCCGCAAGGGCGGCCUGGUGCGAGACACUGGGCCCCGUUGGGCCAUUCUUGGCUCCUUCACUUUGGCAGCGCUUGUUGCCGCUUUCAUCCCCAAGGCUCAUGAGUACGUCCUACUCGUCGCUAGUGCACUGGUCGGCGCCACCGCCUUCACCCUAGGCGUCGACUGCUUCACCCGCGCGGGCCUCAAGGAGUUCUACGUAUAUAACCUCGGCUACCCCCAGCUUUUCCCUUCCCUCAACGGUGGCAAGUACCCCUUGACCCAGUCUAUGCAGGUCGAGAUUGGUGUCGUUGCUGCCGCCACUCUGAUCGCCGCCCUCAUCCAGUUCAAAGUCGUCAACCUCCUCCAAAAGAGGCGCAAGCAGAUCGUUGAGGAUGAGGAGGCGCGUCGCGAGGCUGAAGAGGUCGCUCGUGCCGCCGAGAACUUCAAGAAUGUCGACGCUGAGCUGGCUGAGUGGGAGGGCAAGCAUGGCGACGGCAGCGGCAAGGGCAGCAGCAUCUUGACCCCACCGCCGAACAUGCGCAACCUUCCCGGCUUUGAGGACGGCCAGGCCAGCGGCUCCAACUCCACUCUUGCCAUGAGCUCUCCUCGCAAGCAACCUCAGCCGAUCGCACCCGAGCUGCAGGUUAACCCUCGCCGCAUGAGUCUCCUUGAGGAGAUGGGCUAUCGCGAUGAGGAGCUGCCCACUAGUCCCCAGACUCCCACUUUGCUCGUUCACGACACCGAUCCUGAAAUAGAGCAAAAGCUUCAGCUGCUCGCCGAAGUCCGUCGUCAGCGCCAAGACUUGCAAUCGUCCAUGGGCAAUCUACGCACCUCCUUCCACGACACCCGAGGCGCAGGCGAGAGCGGCUCGAUCAGCUCGCAAGGCAGUGGUCGCCCUGCGACUGUAAUCAGCGUCAUGGAUCGCGGACGUGGAGCGGCUCCGAGUCAGCCUGUGAGCAUGCACUCGCGCGCCAAUUCGUCAUCGAGCUUGCAGCUACUUGACGGCGUGCACCAACGCAAGGAUUCGAACGCCAGCAGUCGCCUCCUGGAUGACCGCCCCCGCAGCCGCCACCUCUCCGGCACCAGCAGUCGUCUACUGGGUGACGAUGACUUCUACGCGCGCCGCGACUCACGCUCUCUCGGAAACAGCUUUGAUGAGCGCCGCUCGCCACGGACUAUUCUUCCCGGCGAGUAUAGCGCAACCGACCUUGGCCCUCGACUAUCUUUGGCAGAGAGUCCCGCCCGGCCCACUGAAGUCCUCCGUGUGGACAGCAACGAUGCUCCGCCGAUGUCAGAGUGGCAGCGACGAAACUCGGAAUGGGAGGAGUAUGUCAAGAGCCGCAAUGUCCAAGGCACUUCAGCUCCUGCCCCUGCCUUAGACAACGAUAUGACCGUCGUCUCGACCAGCGUGGCCCGCGCCAUCUCGCAGCGCAACGAGGGAGUGCCUCGCACCGCAGACCGCACCCCUGGCCAGGAGUACGGGGCCAACUUGAUGCGGGCGCUCUCGAUGGACAUGCAGCGCGCCUCCGCCCUCCCUCCUCCCGCUGCUCCGCGGCCAACACCUAACGAGCGUGCGCCGCGCACCGCUCCGCGUGCUAUGACGACUGAGGAACUUGCUGAGCGCCACCGCGACAAGCUCUCCAAGCUGCAGGACACGGUGACUGCACCGAUCCGGGAGCAGAUUGCUGUUGCCAACGCCCGCGACGAGUGGUCCAAAGCACAGGCACGUGAGCGCGAUGAGCAGGCCCGCCGAGAACGCGAACGUGCCGACCCUUCGCGCGCCCCCAAACACGAACGUGGCGACACCGCCAAGGAGCGCUCGGUGGGCGACGUGCUCACAAGCCGCUCGCCACCGCGGCCCCAGGACCGUCGGCGGCGCACCGAGGAGUGGCGCAACAGCGUACCGCUCUCACCGCCGAAGCCUGCGGUCAAGCCCGCGGCCGCCAAGCCAGCCACCGUUAUCCCGCCUGUGGCGCCAGCGCUCCCGCGCUCCUCCUCGCAGCCGAUGGCCAAAUCGCCGCCUGCUGCCAGCACCUCCCUCCCCAUCAUCGAACGCCGGACACCACGCCGCGCCAGCAAAGCCAACAUAAACAUUGCAUAGGUAUCCUCUCAUCUGCGGCGUAUUUCGAUACCUGCUUCGCAUCUCAUACCCUCCCACGAAUUGUAUACGCAUCAGAGGUGACAUAUUAUAAACAUUUAGGACAAG
Molecule: messenger RNA, 3228 nt
Organism: Cutaneotrichosporon oleaginosum
Lineage: Eukaryota; Fungi; Basidiomycota; Tremellomycetes; Trichosporonales; Trichosporonaceae
Source: RefSeq, a predicted model, not a curated record